AUGAGUUUUAAUAUAAGGCAAUUAAAUUUAAACAAGAAUCCUGCAGCCAUAAAAGCAAAUAAUAUUUAUGAAGAAAACCCUAAUAAUCCAAAAAGGAUUCAAAAAAAUAAAGCAAAGACUGUUUCCUUGCUGAAUAGCGGGACACAAAAAAAUAAAGAAGAUAUUGAAUUAAAAAAGGCUAGCAAAAGAGUAAGAGACAUGGUCUCAUUUGUAGAUGCCUAAUUGAAGUAAAAUCCUAGAAGUAAAUUCGAUCCUAACAUAGAUAAAGAUAUUUAUGAGCUGAGAAAAUAACUUGAAGAAUAAAGACUUCAAGAUGAUUCUUAGAAUACUCGACUCUUGAAAAUAUAAUAGCAAGAAAGAAAAGUAAAUGAAGAAUAUAAGUAAAAAAAGAAAAAUAUGGAAAUUACUUUAGAAGAGUUAGCUCAUGAAGCAGAAGAGUUCAAUGAGUUACAGAGAAAAAGGAAUUUAGAAUUGGAAGAAAAAAAGGAUACAGAUAUAGCUAAAAAUGAUUUAAAAAGAAAGAAAGAAGAGGAAAGAGCUGAGAAAGAUAAAAAGGAAAAUGAAAAAAGAUAAAAAGACAUUACAGAAAUGACCACUUUGCUUUAAGAUAAAAAAAAAAAACUAGACGAGCUACAAAACAAUAUUGAAGAUUUGCAAAUUUACAAAACUUUCUUGCAUGAGGUCUGCAAAUAAUCAGAGGAAUUUAUGAACGAAGACGAUAAAGAUGAGCCAGAUGUAGAGUCAAUUAUUGAAAGAUAUGAUUAAUUAAGAAAAUUACAAUAAAAAUUUAUGAAUGAUGGGACAAAUACUGAAUAAAUGAUUGAUUAAUUUAAUAAAGACAUUAAUAGGCUGCAACAUUAAUUGGAAGAAGAAGCUUUGUAGUACACAAGUUAAAUGAACGAAAUUAAAAAACAAAUAGAAGAUAUUAACUUAGAGAAUUAGAGAUGGUAAAGCUAAAUUGAGGGGAAGCUUAGUGAAAAUAAUAAUAAAUUAGCCGAUUAUGGCUAAGUUAUUCUUGCUAUAAAGAAUUUAUAUUAUAAUUAAUUCAAAAAUCAACCGAACAUCUAAUAGUAAUAAGCAAAUGAAAAGGAUUCAACAGAAAAUAUACUUAAAAAAUUAGAGUGGAUACAACAAAGAUUAAUUUUUUAUUAUGAAGUUAGAAAAUAAAUUAAUUCUAAAGAAGCUGAGCAACCCAAGUCAAGUGCUAAUAAUCCUCAUUAAAAUUGA
Molecule: messenger RNA, 1227 nt
Organism: Tetrahymena thermophila SB210
Lineage: Eukaryota; Ciliophora; Oligohymenophorea; Hymenostomatida; Tetrahymenidae
Exons: 8
Source: RefSeq, a predicted model, not a curated record